AUGGCGAAGGGAAACGAUGUGGCUGCUAUGGAGAUCGACGAGCAGAAUUCAACCGCCAAUGAUCAGAUCGCUAACCCUAAGUUCUCGGUUAAUGUCUUGCAGCUAUUGAAAUCUGCUCAAAUGCAGCAUGGAUUGCGUUUUGGUGAUUACGCCCGUUACAGGAGGUACUGCACUGCAAGACUGCGGAGAUUGUACAAGUCCUUGAAAUUCACGCAUGGCCGUGGAAAAUAUACAAAGAGGCACGUAACUGCACCCACGGUGACAGAAGUCAGGUUUCUUCAUUUGGUUCUGUAUGCUGCUGAAAGAGCAUGGAGCCAUGCCAUGGAAAAGAAGACGCUACCAGAUGGCCCAAAUCCACGCCAGAGGAGCUACCUCAUUGGCAGGCUAAGGAAGGCAGUAAAAUGGGCUACCCACUUUCAGGAGUUGUGCUCCAUCAAGGGCGAUUCGAGAACAUCUUUAGAAGCAGAGGCCUAUGCCUCUUAUAUGAAAGGGAAUUUGUUAUUUGAACAAGAUCAGCAGUGGGACAUUGCACUAAAGUGCUUCAAGAGUGCCAGAGCUGUCUAUGAAGAACUUGGGAAGUAUGGAGAUCUAGAGAAUCAAGUUUUAUGCCGGGAGAGGGUGGAGGAACUUGAGCCUAGUAUACGAUAUUGCCUGCACAAAAUCGGGGAGUCAAAUUUACAAACUUCUGAACUAGCCCAAAUAGGAGAAAUGGAAGGGCCGGCGCUGGACCUUUUCAAAGCUAAACUGGAGGCUGUCAUGGCUGAGGCUCGAUCUCAGCAGGCUGCAUCUAUGACUGAGUUUCAUUGGCUUGGUCAUAGGUUUCCUAUUUCAAAUGCAAAGACCCGGGUCUCCAUACUUAAAGCUCAGGAACUGGAGAAAGAUAUUAAUGGUCCAGGAGCAGACUCACUACCUGCAGAGAAAAAGUUGGUCAUAUUUGACAAAAUUUUUGCUGCGUAUAAUGAAGCCAGGAGCUGCAUAAGAAAUGACUUGGCUAAUACAGGUAAUUCAGAAAAUGUGAAGGACGACCUGAGUGGCCUCGAUAAAGCUAUUGGUGCAGUUUUAGGGGAGAGAACCAUUGAACGCAACCAGUUGCUAGUGCGCAUGGCAAAGAGUAAACUCAGUAAGGUUCGUGAUGACAAAAAUGAAAAAGUCACGAAACCUGAAGAGCUCGUCCGAUUAUAUGAUCUCCUGCUACAGAAUACUUCCGAUCUUUCUGAUCUGGUCAGUUCAGGAAGAGACAGAAAACCAGAGGAAGUGACUUUUGCUGAGGAAUGUGAGCUUAAGAGUUCAGUUUUCCGAGCAGAAAGGUGCUUUUACUUGGCUAAGUCCUACAGUUUGGCUGGAAAGAGGCCAGAAGCAUAUGCUUUGUAUUGCAGAGCUCGCUCUCUAGUUGAUACUGCUCUUAAGAAGCUUCAGAGUUCAACCAAUGUCGAUCAGGUUACUAUCAAGGAGUUGAAGAUGCUAUAUAAUGAUUGUCGAUCCAACAUUUGUGUUGAGCACGCAACUGCAGUUAUGGAAGAGGAGAAGGCUCCAGAAAAUCUUUCAAAGAAGAUUUCUGGUAUAUCAUUAACAGGAAACGAUAAGAAGGUUGAAAAAUUGCUCAUGGAGAAACUGGAAAAUUAUGAGUCAGCUGUUGGUGAUCCCACCACAAAGUCAGUCCCUCGGAUUGUUGCGUUCCCACCCGCCUUCCAAGCUGUGCCCCGUAAUCCAAUUGUUCUCGAUCUUGCCUACAACUCCAUUGAGUUCCCAUCACUUGAGAACAGGAUGAAGAAAGACAAGAAGGGAUUCAUCAGCAGGCUUUGGGGGUAAGUGCUUAUUUCUUGAGGUAGUUCUGGAUUACAGAAUUCUACAGGACAGAGUUUUUCGAUUUUGGCUACUUAAGUACUGUAAUCUACUGUGCUGUGAGCCAUUUGUUGGCAAACUAGGAUAAAACUAUGUACUUCGAAUCUGAAAAUUUUGGCUUCCCUCCUAGCUGUGGAACUAUAGAAACUUGUGAAGUAGGAGUUUGAUAAUUUUCUGUAACAUAUUGAAUCUCGCUGGAAAUAUAUUUGUUUUUUAAUCUUUUGCUUCA
Sesamum indicum (sesame) is the source of this 2071-nucleotide messenger RNA. Its product is annotated as signal recognition particle-related / SRP-like protein. Gene Ontology annotation, molecular function: endoplasmic reticulum signal sequence receptor activity; signal recognition particle binding; 7S RNA binding. NCBI's taxonomy places the organism in Eukaryota, Viridiplantae, Streptophyta, Magnoliopsida, Lamiales, Pedaliaceae. Gene Ontology annotation, cellular component: signal recognition particle, endoplasmic reticulum targeting. The record is from RefSeq and is a predicted model, not a curated record. Gene Ontology annotation, biological process: SRP-dependent cotranslational protein targeting to membrane.